Molecule: messenger RNA, 7613 nt
Organism: Spodoptera frugiperda (fall armyworm)
Lineage: Eukaryota; Metazoa; Arthropoda; Insecta; Lepidoptera; Noctuidae
Gene: Pi4KIIIalpha
Product: phosphatidylinositol 4-kinase alpha
Exons: 37
Coding region: 102-6566 (2154 amino acids)
Biological process (GO): phosphatidylinositol-mediated signaling; phosphatidylinositol phosphate biosynthetic process
Cellular component (GO): plasma membrane; cytoplasm
Molecular function (GO): 1-phosphatidylinositol 4-kinase activity
Source: RefSeq, a predicted model, not a curated record
CAGUAUUGACAAACUGUCAAAUUACGAUCGGCUGAUAUCGUCGAUCGUAAUCACGUAUUUAUUAUUAAAAAUGUAUUUAAUCGAAUAAUAUAAACAAAGCCAUGGAUGAAAACGAAUUCUUCAGACAGACCGUGCAACAUUUAGCUCGAUGUCUAUCGAGUAUAAAUCCAACACCAUGGGAGAAGGUGAACACCCUCUUCAUGCUAUGUCCUCAAGUGAGCUCAUCUCUCAUUGUGACACCGCGGAGUCAGGAAGCAUCCAUAGCCCUUGGACUGUACUUCCUCCAGAGCAACCUGCAGCAUCAGGACAAACUCCUGCCAUACUUCCUGAAGGUCCUGAAGUGUCUCACGACUGCACAGUUUGAGGAACCGGUGUAUAGGAUUAAGAAUGGAGACCGUAUACCGAUGUCAGAAAAGUUCAGUUUUUGUCUCAAUACCCUGCUCUCAGACAUCGCUACGAAACAGCCCUCACUGCGAGAGGAGAUCAUCACAGCGCAAAUUGAACUUAUGUCCAACCUGACAAAGAUUAUAAUCAAUUGCCAUGAAAGCAAGGAUUAUUCCAGCACUACAUCUAAACUACAGCUUUGCAAGAGUACUAUUCCUAUCUUAAUAGGUUUGGCUAGGUCUAUGGGACGAUACGCGACGGUAGACCCUCCUCUUCUCUGCCGUCUGUUCCCCCAGCCUCCAAGUCCAGUUAAGACGAAGGAACCGGAGCCAAACUUCGAAUAUUCCACUCUGGACAAGAAGAGGAAGUUCAACCAAUUCAGGCCUAUUAUCCCAAGGUCUUUAUCAGGCAAUCUGAAUCCGAACAACGAGAGUCUUCUGGAAAAUGGCAAUGAUACCGUUGAUAGUAAUGGAGGGACCCUCAAAAGAGGUUCCCUCCACAGUUACAACUCGGUCCCUUACGAUCCUACGACCUACUUCUUCCACAAAUUCGGAUCCAGUUUCAACCAGUUUCCGUAUAUGAGGUUUUCUGAGUCUCCAGAAAAGAGGAUCAAUGUACAAUUCUACGUGACUUACCUCCAGUCGAUUUUGUCUUUAGCGAAGAAGAUGCUUACCAAAGAUUUGUUAGCGUUUUUGGAUGAAGAGGCGGAAGAUAUUUAUGCUUCUGGACAGAUUCAGGUCUUCCCAUACAAGUCCUUUUCGGAGACGUUGAAUUUGGUGAUGGUGACUCUCCUACGAGAAUUGCUGCAGCAUCAGAAGGACUUGCCUGGUCCCUUCACCAAAGAUGUUCAGGAAUUCGUAAAAUGCCUCUUUCUGAGUGGUCAGACAGAACUCCAGAGUCGGCACCACGAUGCUUCCGAGCGAGAAGACAGGGAGAGUAACUUCGCAACCGUCAACAAGUUCAAGGUCAACGUGAUGGCUAACUCAGCCUGUGUCGACCUCCUUGUCUGGGCUAUUGGCGAUGAAACAGGUGCGGAUUCGUUAUGUGGACGUUUAACUGAGAAGAUAAACUCCAAUCAUAACCACAAGUUGAUACUUGCACAUAUGCCGCUGCUGAUGGUCUGUCUUGAAGGACUCGGCAAACUAGCAACAAAGUUCCCGACGAUAGCGAACACAUCGAUAUACUGUCUCCGAGACUUCCUGGUGACUCCUUCACCCAUACUCUUCAAGCUACACAAGUUGGAGUUGGAGAAAACUGGCAAAGAACAUAUGAAGGUCACACUUCAGGGCAAAGAGCUCCAAGGGUUAACAGAGACUGGCGUGCCGGUGAAGUCGACGCCGUUCGAGAAACUUCGGGACGCCGCCAUUGAGAACCUGUGUGUCGCGUUGGAAGCGGCGUUGACUGUCGACCCGUAUUGUGUACCGGCGCUCGUCGGGUCCGUCAGUAAUCGGCUGUUUACUGCUGAGACUAGUGAUAGUGAGUCGUCGUUGAUAAGUACAAAUAUUGUGAUAAUGUUGGGACAUGUCGCCGUGGCGCUGAAGGACACGCCCAAGACCACAGAUACUAUUCUACAGUUCUUCCAGCAAAGACUUUGCCGCGCCCCAUCGUCCCUAGACACAUUGAUAGUGGACCAGUUGGGCUGCAUGGCGCUGGCCAGUCCUGAGGGUCCGGCUCACGACGAGAUCAUGCGAAUGUUCACCGUCAUCACAGUGGAAGCUGCCAGCGCUGCUUACCAUCACACUGAUGAUAAGAAGCAGUAUAGACACGUGUCGGGCGCCGUAUUAAACGCGCUAGCGAACAUAGCAGCUAACGUCCGCGGUACUACAGCUCGGCUCGAGCUGUUGACGAGGUUGCUCGAGCUGUUCGUACAGCUUGGUUUGGGGGGAGAACGAGCUACUGAUCGGUCACCAGCUCCCGUGUUGAAGGCGUCAGGCAGUGCUGGGAACUUGGGUGUUCUUAUUCCUGUUAUUGCGGUCCUAGUAAAAAGGCUACCCCCAAUAAGGAACCCGAAACCUCGUCUCCACAAGCUGUUCAAAGAUUUCUGGCUCUACUGCGUCGUGAUGGGAUUCACUGCGGCGGAAUCAGGACUAUGGCCUCAAGAAUGGUACGCCGGAGUAAAAGAGAUAGCAGUCAAAUCUCCCUUCCUUGUCUCUCAAACGUCGUUACGUUCGGAAAUGAGAGAGCUUCAAUACACGUCUGCCGUCCGCAACGAUUCGGUCUCGAUUAACGAACUUCAAGAGUUAAAGACUCAAAUUUCGAAUUUAUUGGACCAUUCGCCCGAGGUGACGGUGUUCGUGAAUAAACUGACGUUUGCACCGUGUAUGUAUUUGCUGAGCGUUUAUUGGUUGGAGACUUUGAGAGUAUCAAACUCCCCGGAACCGAGUCUGCUGCCGAUCAUAGAGUAUUUGAGUGACUCCGCUUUACAGAAAGACAAGACCGGUAUGUGGCAAUGUGUUGCCAGUGUCGGAGACAAGGUAUUCCAGAAAUUCCUAGACGUGAUGUCAGAUAAAGUAAAGGACGAGUCUCGAGAGCGUGAACUAGAGCAACACGCGCAGUUCCUAUUGGUCAACUUCAACCAUAUACAUAAACAAAUCAGAAGGGUCGCUGACAAGUGGCUCGCGGGGUUGGUGGACCGAUUCCCGCAUCUGUUGUGGAAUUGUCGGGUACUCUGGUCAAUGCUAGACAUCCUCCAAGUACUAAGCUUCAGUCUAGAACUAGACGCGAACCAAGAAACGCCGCUACUUAAAGUACCGGGGACCGACUUCACAUUGCAACUGCAAGAUACGCUGGAGGGGAGAGAGUGCAUAGUAAAAGACUUUGCGGAUCGCUGCCAAGGUAUAGUACAAGAAGCGAUGAAAUGGGCGCCGCAGUCAACGCGGUCACAUUUACAAGAAUAUCUGAAUCAAGUUCCAAACUCCACUCUCUGGCAUCAUUGCGGGCUUGCUCUUGCAACUGGCGCCCUACUAGGUGCUGCUGGACUGAACAGAAUGUCUGCCCCACUACCUCGCUCAGCGCUGGACAAGAGGCCACCCUGUGUUACUCAGGACUCGGCCGCUUUGCUAGCUGUCGUGUCUCAACGUAGCAGAUAUGCUGGAGAGAUCUCGGGCGCAGUGAGCGCAGAAGGCGGUGGCGAGGCGGCUCUAUGGCGAGUGGGGGCGCGACUCCACACAGCAUUACGGGACGCUUGCUCCAGUGGCAGCGAGACAUCCCACCGCGCGGCUCUAUGGCGGGCCACCGCGCUACUGGUGCACGCCCGCCACCACUCGCCGCACGCCGCGCACUCACACACCGCGCCCACUGCGCGCGCGCUGCUGCACUCUGUCGGUCAGUACUAUACAUUACUAGUAGACAGUGACUGGUCUACCACCGCGCUACUGGUGCACGCCCGCCACCACUCGCCGCACGCCGCGCACUCACACACCGCGCCCACUGCGCGCGCGCUGCUGCACUCUGUCGCAUGGUCUCAAGUGGACAUCUUCACGGAAGACGCAGUGACCACGGCCGUGGAGUGCUGGCAGUGGCUGACCACCUCCCGGCCAGAUCUGGAGAUCCGUCUCAUGCAGGAGAUCUUCGCAGCCUGGCAGAGCACCGUCGACAGGAGGAUGGGGCUGUUCUCUAAGCAGUGCGAGGAGAUUAGCCCUUUGGCUGCUCAUGAAGGUGCUAAACUAGAGCCCCGUCCCCCAUUCGUGGCUCCACACGCUGUGUGGGUUCGAUACUUGUGUGAGGUCGCAGAGACCGCCAAGUACAACAGCUUGGAGAAGGUGGAAAUGCUGGCGAGUUUGUUACAUAGAUCUCUACCAAUUACCGUGGGAGAUGUGAGAGAUCACAUCAACAGACACGUUGAAGCGGUUGGCGUUCGAUUUAAACUCCUGUCGUGCGGGCUGUCCCUCCUCCAAGGCGACAUCCUCCCCCGCUCCAUAGCGCGCAACAUCCUCCGCGAGCGAGUCUACGCAGCCUGCCUCGACUACUUCUGCCGGGGUCUCAUGUGCCCCGCCAAGAGUUCCAGCGCUCUAAGAGAAGAUAUCAUCUCCCUCAUCAAGUUCUGGCAACUGAUGCAUUCUGAUAAGAAGUAUUUGAAGAGCAGUGAUAUUGGAGGAGAAUUCGAGCUGAUGGGUCCGAGCAGUCAACAGAGUAUUUACACGUCGAACUCUCCGAUCGACAACCGUUCGUCUGUUAAUAGCGAUAUAGGCAGCCGGCAGACUACGGGCUGGAUUAAUACGGUGCCCAUGUCCACGACAACACUGAGCAGUGGCGCCGGCAGUAUAGCGGGGAAGCGAUCCAACCGCAGUGUCAAACCUCCCGCCAAACCACAGGACACGUUUGUUAAAGAUUACGUCAGGAAACGGAACCUUAUAUUGGAACUUAUGGCAGUGGAGAUAGAGUUCCUAGUGACAUGGCACAACCCGCACGGUCGGCCGGAGCAGGCGGUGCCGGGCGAGGACAACAUCACGACGUGGCGCUCCAAGCCCAACACGGACCGCACGUGGCGCGACUACGCCAAGCUCGCAUGGGACAUCAGCCCCACGCUCGCUGUCUUCCUGCCCGAGAGAUUGAAGAACGAAGGCAUAAUAUUGGAAAUACGUCGCAAGGUACAAGCGCAGCCUACAGCCGUGUGUCACGUGCCACAAGCACUGAAAUAUCUGGUCACUACUGAAACAUUGCUGAACGAUGCUCAUGAGCUAGUCCACAUGAUAACCUGGGCGCGAGUGAGUCCAGUGGAGGCCCUCUCGUACUUCAGUCGCCAGUACCCCCCGCACCCCCUGUCGGCGCAGGCCGCCGUCAACACCCUCACGUCAUACCCCUCUUCCGCUGUUUUACUGUACAUACCUCAGCUGGUACAGGCUUUGAGACAUGACACGAUGGGUUACGUAGCAGAAUUAAUAAAGUCUUUAGCGAAGAAGUCACAAGUGGUUGCUCACCAACUAAUAUGGAAUAUGCAUACGAACUUGUAUACGGAUGAAGAAAUGCACAACAAAGAUCCAGCCUUGUUCGACAUCUUAGAGAGCCUUACGAAGAAUAUCGUGGAUCGUCUAUCAGGACCGGCCAAGGCUUUCUAUGAAAGAGAAUUCGAUUUCUUCAGUCAAAUCACGAACAUAAGCGGAAUUAUCCGACCGUUCCCGAAGGGGGCCGAGAGAAAACGAGCCUGCUUGGAGGCGCUGAAAACUGUUAAGGUUCAGCCCGGUUGUUAUCUACCUUCGAACCCAGAUUCAAUGGUCAUAGACAUCGAUUACAAGAGCGGUACACCUAUGCAGAGUGCGGCUAAAGCUCCUUACUUAGCAAGGUUCAGGGUUCGAAAGUACGGCAUAGAUGAGAUGGAAGCUAUAGCCAUGGCGAUAUCCGCGGGUGAAGAUCCACCGACGGAGGACGGCAAAGACAGGUUCACUGGUAUAGCGGCGGAAGUGUGGCAGGCGGCCAUCUUUAAAGUGGGCGAUGACGUCAGACAGGACAUGUUGGCUCUACAAGUGAUAUCGCUGUUCAAGAAUAUAUUCCAACAAGUUGGGCUGGAUCUGUACCUGUUUCCCUAUAAGGUCGUCGCCACUGCACCUGGGUGUGGCGUGAUAGAGUGCGUGCCCAACGCCAAGUCCCGCGACCAGCUCGGCCGGCAGACCGACAUCGGCAUGUACGAGUACUUCAUCAAGAAGUACGGAGACGAAUCCACCAGGGAAUUCCAGGCCGCUCGCCGCUGCUUCGUGACGUCGAUGGCGGCGUACAGCGUGAUCGGCUUCCUCCUGCAGAUCAAGGAUCGCCACAACGGUAACAUCAUGUUGGAUGUCGACGGACAUAUCAUACAUAUAGAUUUCGGAUUCAUGUUCGAAUCCUCGCCUGGUGGUAACCUGGGCUUCGAGCCGGACAUCAAGUUGACGGACGAGAUGGUGAUGGUGAUGGGGGGGAAGAUGGAAGCCCCACCAUUUAGGUGGUUCUGUGAACUCUGUGUACAGGCCUUCCUUGCUGUCAGGCCUUACCAAGAAGCGAUAAUAUCAAUGGUAUCUCUAAUGCUGGACACAGGUCUCCCAUGCUUCCGUGGCCAGACCAUCCGACUGCUAAGGUCCAGGUUCGCUCCCAACUCGACAGAGAAGGAGGCAGCCGCCUAUAUGCUCUCAGUUAUAAGAAACUCCUUCUUAAACUUCAGAACAAGGACGUAUGACAUGAUACAGUAUUACCAGAAUCAAAUACCUUAUUAAAAAAGGUAAUAAACGUUCUAGAAUUUAAUUUAAAUAUUUGAAUUUUGGAUUUGUAACGGUCUUUUUAUGUGGAAUAGGGCGGCAGAAUUGAAAAAUCAAAUAUCCUUUUUGUAAACGAACAGACGGAUUACUUGAUGGUAAGCAAUUGGCGUCGCCCAUGGACAUCUGCAACAUUAGAGGAGUUGAGUGCGUUAUCAGACUUUUGGGGGAUAGGGAUUUACGGAUUGGGGGUAAGGGGGAAGGUUGGUCCUACUAAAAUAACCUACAAUAUUUAAAAAAAAAAGAAUUUGUAACGGAUUUUUUUGCCGUUAGUUUGUAUUUUGAAUUGAUGAUGCAGUUAUUUCUAAUAAUGUCAUGUUUUGUAGUGAGAUAUUUAAAUUGGCGAGUGAUUUUGAAAUCUUAUCUAAUUAUUAUUAAAUUAAUAUUGAAUGUUUACCGCCUUUUAAAAUAUGUAGAUGUAUACAAAAUUGCAAUGUUACUAUUAAAUUAUUGUGGAGGUCUCUCCUUCUCGGGUGGUGGUCCCACAAAUUACAAUGUUAUAUUAACUUUAACUUUCAAUAAAUGUCUUCAAUAAAAAUUGAAUUGUAUGUCAAAGAUUUAAUGUCUUAAAUCCCAUAGCAAAUUCUAUAUUACAAGUGUUAAUGAAAAUUGUACCUUAUUUUUAUUUGCUGAUGAAGAGUGCUGAAUUUACAUUAAACCAGAAUACAUCAAGAGUGUAAAAGAAACUUUACAUUGUUUAGGUACGUAUAGAGCGUGAAGUAAGUACAAAGAGGAGAUGCCAUAAUGUGAUUGUGCACUGUGACAAGACAAAUUAUAAAUGUAAAAAGGUGUAGAUAGGUUAUAAUCGUUCAGAAAGUGGCACAUCUUUUUCUUUUUUAAAAACGUUGCCCUACUCGAUUUUCUUCUGUGUUGUGGGUGCGUUUACAAACAUACAAUUUCACAUACCCAAGCCACCCAGAACCGAAAAUAAUUCGCGUCAACCGAGCAGUCAAACAUUAAAAUGUGAACAAUUAUCAACAUUUUUUUAGUAUGGAACCGGUAGAUGGA